CAUCAUGCCUGACGUUCUCAAAACGCCCGCAGAUCUCAGAACAGCGCCUUAUGACCCGCGCUUCCCUAACACGAAUCAGACAAGGCAUUGCUACCAGAGCUAUCUGGACUUCCAUCGGUGCCAGAAGGUCCGCGGCGGAAAUUACGAAGCUUGCAAUUACUUCAAGCGAGUGUACAGGUCGCUCUGCCCCAACGAAUGGAGUGGCAGGUGGGACACCCAACGCGCUGAGGGCUGUUUUCCAGGCAGAAUCUAAAUGUUCCAUUACUUUCUAGGUUUAAUUUAACCUAUAGUCUUUUGUUUUAUGCAUAGGCAUGGAAGUUAAAGAAUAUAUGGCGU
Hyposmocoma kahamanoa is the source of this 336-nucleotide messenger RNA. Its product is annotated as cytochrome c oxidase subunit 6B1-like. Gene Ontology annotation, cellular component: respiratory chain complex IV; mitochondrion. The transcript is spliced from 2 exons. The record is from RefSeq and is a predicted model, not a curated record. The coding region runs from base 5 to 253 and encodes 82 amino acids. Lineage: Eukaryota; Metazoa; Arthropoda; Insecta; Lepidoptera; Cosmopterigidae.